Messenger RNA from Prorocentrum cordatum, 741 nucleotides. Lineage: Eukaryota; Dinophyceae; Prorocentrales; Prorocentraceae. The record is from the annotation of a GenBank genome assembly.
AUGCGGACGCCUCAUGAGGUGGCCAUGAUGCGGACCUUGCGGAACCGGUGCCGGUACGGUGCCAGGACUUCGCGGUACCGGUACGGUUUUGGGACCGCGGCCGGCGGCAGCGGCACCGCAAUCUCGCUCGCCGACUUCCUCCCGGCGCCCUCCGACGACGACUGCGGCUUUGGCCAGCCCCGGCGACUGUUCUUCCCGUGCGCCGACGGCGAGGCGCUGGACCUCGACGACUCGAGCCCGCGGUCCCUCGCCGGAAGCUGGCUGCCCGACAUGACGCCCAUGCGCUCCCCGGGCGUGCCCGGGGACGCGACCGUGCGCCGCUGGGCAGGUGAGCCGUGCAGCCUGCAGUUCUUCCCGGACGGCAUGCCGCUGGAGCUGCCGCUGGAGGCCGGGUCGCCGCUCGCGGCGCACACGCCGCUGGCGUCGCCAGGAUCGAGUCGCCGGGGACGUGACCCGCCGGCGGUGGGCGAGCGGCACGUACGGCCCCGACCCGCUGCUGUUCCCCGAGUUCCUGGAGCCCGCGGUGGUCCACAGCCCGCUCGCCUCGCCACGGGCGUCGCCUGGUGUGGCUGGGAGCACCUCGCUGCGCGGGAGCCCCAGACCUGCCGUGCCACAUCGAGUUCUUUCCCGGCGGCGCUCCUCCGAGCCCGCACGGGUCGCCAGAGCGGGAUGAGGCCGCGGCUUCGCGGGUCUGGGAGCCGGCCCUGUCGCCCUCCGGCCUCGUCUGCGGCGGGCGGCUGA